AUGUGGGGGAGAAGAUCCAUUGCGGCGUCGAGACGCGCUGCACUCGAGGUCCGUCACCGAAUCGCUCUCCGCCCCUCCUCCCCCUCUUUCUUUUCUUCUUUGCCGUCAGUCCCUCGACAGCGUACUCGCCCCAGAAUUACAUUACCUACCUCAAGGCCUCUUUUCGCAAUCACUCCUGUUCGACAUUGCUCCGCCGAAGUUCGCAUGAUGGCGUCCUCCGAUCGAGAUACUCUCCCCGACGUGGCCAAGCCUGUCAACUACCACGUUUCUCUCUUCGACCUACAACUUGGUGGAUCCUGGGAGUACAAGGGCAUUAUCAAAGUCGAUACCAAAAUCACCCGUGCCACUAAGGAAAUUGUUCUGAACUCGAAGGAUAUCACCGUGCAAAGCGCGGAAGUUUUCGGCCAAGAUGGAACCCAACUGGCAAAAGCAACCGAUAUUUCAUACGACAAGACCUCGGAACGUGUUUCCCUCAAGUUCUCUCUGGAUCUUGCGCCAUCCGACGUUGUGCUUUCCAUCAACUUCACCGGAACCAUGAAUAACGUGAUGGCGGGAUUUUACCGCUCAAAGUACACGCCCGUAGGAGAAGCAGGACCUGGCGCUCCCAAGGAGGGAGAUUUCUAUUACAUGCUUAGCACUCAAUUUGAGUCCUGCGAUGCUCGGAGGGCCUUCCCUUGCUUUGACGAACCGAACCUCAAGGCCACUUUCGAUUUCGAGAUCGAAAUCCCCAAGGGUCAGACUGCACUUAGCAACAUGCCUGUCAAGUCGGAAAGAGAUGGAAGCAGUGCCGAUUUGAAGUUUGUUACUUUCGAAAAGACCCCGGUUAUGAGCACAUACCUUCUCGCUUGGGCCGUGGGUGACUUCGAAUAUGUUGAGGCUAUGACUGAGCGCAAGUACAAGGGCAAGAGCAUCCCCGUUCGGGUCUACACAACUCGCGGCUUGAAGGACCAGGCUCGUUUUGCUCUGGAAUGUGCCCACCGCACCGUUGACUAUUUCUCGGAAAUUUUCGAGAUCGAGUAUCCUUUGCCCAAGGCGGAUCUUCUGGCUGUACACGAGUUUGCCAUGGGCGCCAUGGAGAACUGGGGUCUCGUCACUUAUCGGACAACGGCUGUCCUCUUCGAUGAAGGCAAAUCCGACAAUCGCUACAAGAACCGCAUCGCCUACGUGGUUGCACACGAACUGGCCCACCAAUGGUUCGGUAACCUUGUCACCAUGGAUUGGUGGAAUGAGCUUUGGCUCAACGAAGGCUUUGCCACUUGGGUUGGCUGGCUGGCUGUUGAUCAUUUCUAUCCGGAAUGGAAUGUUUGGUCUCAGUUUGUUGCUGAAGGUGUUCAACAAGCAUUCCAUCUCGACUCGCUGCGAGCAUCUCACCCCAUAGAGGUGCCCGUUCGAAACGCCCUUGAAGUCGACCAGAUUUUCGAUCACAUCAGCUACCUGAAGGGAAGCUCUGUCAUCCGCAUGCUGAGUGUUCAUCUCGGCCAGGAGAGAUUCCUUCGUGGCGUCGCUGAUUACCUGAAGUCCCACGCAUACGGUAAUGCCACCACAAACGAUCUGUGGUCUGCUCUGAGCAAGGCUUCGGGACAGGAUGUUCACGGAUUUAUGGACCCCUGGAUUCGCAAGAUUGGAUUCCCCGUCGUCACAGUCGCGGAAGAACCUGGUCAGAUUAGCGUCCGCCAGAACCGAUUCCUGUCUACUGGCGAUGCGAAGCCCGAGGAGGACGAGACCACCUGGUGGAUUCCUCUCGGUAUCAAGUCUGGCGAUAAGCUGGCCAAUGUGGACACUCGUGCCCUCACCGCGAAAUCCGACAAUGUCGCAGGUGCCGGCAGUGACGGAUUCUACAAGAUCAACAAGGAUCUGUCUGGAUUCUACCGUACAAACUACCCGCCUGCACGCCUUGAGAAGUUGGGCCAGUCUCUUGGUCUUCUGAGUACCGAGGACAAGAUCGGAUUGCUCGGAGAUGCUGCUGCUCUUGCAGUCUCUGGCGAGGGCACCACGCCAGCUCUGUUGGCCCUGCUCGAGGGAUUCAAGGAUGAGUCGAACUACCUUGUCUGGUCCCAAGUGUCUUCUUCUUUGGCGAACCUCCGCUCCGUUUUCGCCCAGAACGAGCAGGUCGCUGCUGGCUUGAAGCAGUUCACUCAGAAGCUGGCUAGCCCAACUGCUGAGAAAGUCGGUUGGGAAUUCAAGCCCAAUGAGGACUACCUCGUCAUUCAGCUUCGCAAGCUCCUGAUUUCCAUGACCGGUAACAGUGGCAACGCUAGCACCGUCGUCGAGGCCAAACGCCGUUUCGACCUCUGGGCCACCGGCCAAGACAAGACCGCCAUCCACACCAACCUCCGAUCAGCAAUCUUCAGCCUCAAUGUUUCAGAGGGUGGUCGUAAGGAAUACGACGCCGUCAAGGAGGAAUACCUCCGAACGGACUCCGUCGAUGGCAAGGAGAUUUGCCUGUCUGCCAUGGGCCGUACAAAGGACGCCGCACUGGUGCAAGAUUACCUGAACUUCGUCUUCUCCGACAAGGUGGCGAUUCAAGAUAUCCAUAACGGCGCAGUUUCCCUAGCCGCGAAUGCCAAGAUGCGUCAUCUCCUCUGGGAGUACAUCAAGACGAACUGGGACAUGGUGGAGUCGCGUUUGUCGUCCAACAACGUUGUCUUUGAGCGAUUCAUUCGCAUGGGUCUGUCCAAGUUUGCUGAUCACCAGAUCGGCGAUGACAUCGCUGCAUUCUUCACGAAUAAGAACACUGGUGCUUAUGCUCGGGCCCUUGUUAUUGUUUCGGAUAAUAUCCGGACCAACGCUUCCUACAAGGAACGCGAUCAAGCUCUGGCUCUGGAAUGGCUGCGAGCUCAUGGGUACGCGUGA
Penicillium cosmopolitanum is the source of this 2853-nucleotide messenger RNA. RefSeq names its product M1 family metallopeptidase. The record is from RefSeq and is a predicted model, not a curated record. Gene Ontology annotation, molecular function: metalloaminopeptidase activity; zinc ion binding; peptide binding. The transcript is spliced from 12 exons. Bases 1 to 2853 code for a protein of 950 amino acids. NCBI's taxonomy places the organism in Eukaryota, Fungi, Ascomycota, Eurotiomycetes, Eurotiales, Aspergillaceae. Gene Ontology annotation, biological process: proteolysis; peptide catabolic process. Gene Ontology annotation, cellular component: cytoplasm.